Molecule: messenger RNA, 1486 nt
Organism: Spea bombifrons (plains spadefoot toad)
Lineage: Eukaryota; Metazoa; Chordata; Amphibia; Anura; Pelobatidae
Gene: DPH2
Product: diphthamide biosynthesis 2
Exons: 6
Coding region: 18-1454 (478 amino acids)
Biological process (GO): protein histidyl modification to diphthamide
Molecular function (GO): 2-(3-amino-3-carboxypropyl)histidine synthase activity
Source: RefSeq, a predicted model, not a curated record
CCAUCGGCUGCAUCGCCAUGGCUACCGCCUUGUUCAGUAGUAACGAAGAGGACGUGAUCCAUAGAAAACUCAGCAUCGCGGAACCAGCAGGCAGUCUGAUCACGGAGAAAGAGCUGGACGAGGUGUACGAGAUUGAGAAAACUGUUGCUUUCAUCCAGGAGAAAGAUGCCCGGAGGGUGGCUCUACAGUUUCCCGAUGAGCUCUUGGAGGAUUCAGUCACGAUAGCCAGAAAACUAGAAGGAGCCACGGGAGCCAAAGUCUACAUCCUGGGAGAUACCUCCUAUGGCAGCUGCUGCGUGGACGAGGUAGCCGCACAGCACGUGAAUGCGGACGUUCUUGUUCACUAUGGAAGAGCCUGUCUCAGUCCGUGCAUCCGCCUCCCGGUGUCGUAUGUGUUCGGACGCAAGGCAGUAGAUGUCAACCUAUGUGCAGAAGUAUUUCGAAAGUUAUCCCCUGAGCCUGAGAGUGCUGUGGUCAUCCUGAGCGAUGUGGUUUACCAUCAUGCUAUAGCGAUGCUGGAAGCCCUGCUUGCCCCAGGUUACCCCCAUGUGAUCUUCUCCAAGUUAACAAAGUACGAGGAACUUUCCUCCGAUGGGGAUGUCUUGAAAUCUGGCCGCAGAUUCUCACCUGAUCCAAAGCUCUGGCCAGAUGGCUACAGCUUCUUCUACGUAGGAGGGGAAGGUCCAACGCUCAACAACUUCAUGCUUACCUGGCCACGUUGCCCAUUUUUCAGCUUUAACCCCGAGACAGGCGAGGGCCGGAAAGAAGGACUCAACGUGAACCGCGCUCUGAUGAGGAGAUUUUACUUAAUAGAGAAGGCGCGUGAUGCCAAGGUCGUUGGCAUUCUGGUGGGCACACUAGGUGUCUCUGAUUACCUCUCUGCUCUAAAACACCUGAAGGACAUUAUCCAUCUGGCUGGAAAGAAGAGUUACAUGCUGUCCAUGGGCAAGCUCAACCCGGCCAAAUUGGCCAACUUCCCAGAGGUGGACGUUUUUGUUUUAGUCGCUUGUCCUGAGAACUCUCUGUUGGACUCCAGUGGCUUCUACCGGCCGGUAGUUACUCCAGAUGAGAUGGAGGUUGCGUGCAAUCCAGCACGGGAGUGGAAAGGUUACUGUAUCACGGAUUUCAGGGAGCUGCUUCCAGGUGGCUCUGCCUAUGUAGAGUUCCCAGAGAUUGACCCCUCGGACUCCGAUCGCACAGACGUCUCUCUGAUAACCGGGGGAUUACGCUCGUUCCAACUUUCUGCACCAGAAGCUCCACUAAAAGAGACCGAUAUGACUCUGGCCCAAAGGAAUAACAAUACUACAAUGGCUGAGCUGGGGCCGGCAGCAUCGUUUUUGGCUUCUCGUAGCUGGCAGGGUCUGGACAAGGCAUUGGGUCAGACGGCUGCGGCGAAAGCAGUGGAAGGCCGCAGGGGAAUCGCCAUAGCGUAUGAGGAUGAAAUAAACAGCUGACAUGGAAAUCUAUUAUAAAGAGACGGAAUCUC